Molecule: messenger RNA, 1105 nt
Organism: Mus caroli (Ryukyu mouse)
Lineage: Eukaryota; Metazoa; Chordata; Mammalia; Rodentia; Muridae
Source: RefSeq, a predicted model, not a curated record
CCAUGGUAUAGUGCAUAGGGACUUAAAACCUGAUAACAUCAUGAUCGACAACAAGGGGAACAUCAAAAUAAUCGACUUUGGGCUUAGUACCCAAGUCCAACCCGGACAGAUGUUGGAUGAGCACUGUGGUGCUUAUGCUUAUGGUGCCCCUGAGUUAUUCCUCUGGGAUAGAUACGAUGGAACAAAAAGUGACUUAUGGGCAUUGGGAGUGAUAUUGUAUUACAUGGUUGUUGGAAAGGUCCCAUUCGAUUCAUUUAUCAAACAUGAGCUACAAGAGCAGAUACUUGCAGGUGUAUACCCUGCCCCCUGUGGGGUGUCCAACGAGCUGGAGGACCUAUUGAGCCUGUUAAUGACCGUAAACCCCAAAUAUAGGCCGACAGUCACGGAAGUGAUGAAGCAUCCAUGGUUCAAAGGCCACUGGAAAGGGUUCAAAAAUAUUCAUGAGGAACCUGUCCCUGUCAGACCAGAUCCUGACAUUGUAGAUGCGAUGCAGCAUAUUGGGUUCCGAGCAAAAGAUAUUAGAGAAUCACUCACUGAAGAAAAAUUUAAUGAAAUGUCAGCUGCAUAUUUCUUAUUGGAAGGGCAGGCUGUCCAGAGGGAAGUCCNCUCAACCCAGGCUCCAANAGUGAGUCAAGUUAAGGCCCCAUUCCCUUCNAUUGAUGCUGGUGCUNNUUUGUGUUUNANANUUAAGAGGANUGGAAGCGCUCCCAUCCUUGGCAGAUCGGUCUGGCCAUCCUCCAUUGGUCAAGUGCCAGCCUAUGNCCAGAAGGUUAGGCAAAGAGCAGGCAGAAGAUCCACUGGGCAUGGUCUGUUCUGGACAAACCAGAUGACACCCACACAGGACCAACACCAGAUCCGUGCCAUGAGUGUCCCCUGCAUGCUUUCAACAAGCAGCAUAACUGAACAGAGCUUCAGUGAGAAGAGAGAAGAGGAUCUCCCCCACAGUGUUUUAGCAGAGGAUAAGCCCAUCCCCAGCAGGGGCUGGCGCAGAGGCAUCAUGAGAUGGACAAGGAGGUUGGGGAAUGCCAUGAGGAGGCUGUGUUUCUGAAUUCCGUCAAUAAAAAGACUUCGUCUGGGGCACAACAGAGUCUCCCCCCAGAAAUGA